AUGUCCUUACACGACAGAAUCCUCGAUCUGGAAGAACAAACGUGGCGCGCUCUCCAAACCGACGGUUCAGCACUGAUCCCGUACUUGACCAGCGAUGCCAUUAUGCAAUUCCCUCUGGGGCUGAAAGUCACUGCCAACUCCCGGCCUUCGGUCCAGGACAUUUUGCACUCUUCCGCAUUUGUUCCUUGGAGAACUUUCCGCCUCAAGAACGUGGAUGUCACGCCCGUCGGCGCGGACGGCGCAGUCAUUUCGUACCGAGCCAUCGCCACAAGAGCAUCGGUGGAUCCCAAAGACGAGCGAGACGCCGAAUUCGAUGCGCUGUGUAGCAGUGUGUGGCGCAAGGACGGUGCCAGCUUUUACAUGUGUUUUCAUCAACAAACCAUGACCGAGGAAGGACUUUGA
Messenger RNA from Sphaerulina musiva SO2202, 402 nucleotides. RefSeq lists its product as uncharacterized. The transcript has a single exon. The record is from RefSeq and is a predicted model, not a curated record. Bases 1 to 402 code for a protein of 133 amino acids. Lineage: Eukaryota; Fungi; Ascomycota; Dothideomycetes; Mycosphaerellales; Mycosphaerellaceae.